Messenger RNA from Saccostrea cuccullata (small rock oyster), 3822 nucleotides. RefSeq lists its product as uncharacterized. NCBI's taxonomy places the organism in Eukaryota, Metazoa, Mollusca, Bivalvia, Ostreida, Ostreidae. The annotation marks the transcript as partial. The transcript is spliced from 29 exons. The record is from RefSeq and is a predicted model, not a curated record.
AAAGCUCCCAAAAUUCUGUGUAAUCGUAUUGCCAUUGUAAUCAUUUCAUGCAGUCUAAUCAUACGGGUAUUGUCUAUUGGUUAUGUUGUCGGGGGCUUUGUUUUGAAAUACCACGAACACCUCCUUAGUGACGACAGCAUUGAGGCGCUCAAUGUAGUGUCUAUAGGAUCCCUGCCUGUUGGAUCAUUCCUCAAUGCCCUGUUCCUGUCUCUGAUUCCAACCAUUAUUGUGCACACAGUUAACGCUGCUGUUACAUUCUGUGGAAUUUGUACGCAAAAUAAAAGAUGCUUGAUUGCAAGUGCCAUCAUAAACGUCAUUUUGGUGAUUUUUAACUUAAUUGUCAUUGCUCUAAUUUCCUGGUUGCUCGAUGAGCUUUAUUCCACAAUCCUUGAAUCACUACGAUGGAACUUCCCCGGAGAAAUAAACCAGUUAACCAUAGCUAUGAAAUGUUGCGGAUUCGACAUAAAAUCUACCGCCUGUCCGUACGAUUGUAAUACCUAUAUUGCUGACACUAUUAAUACUUACGGUAGUUCUUACAUUGCUGUCCUCGUCAUUAAUGUCAUUGUAUCUGUUAUUAUGAUUGUUGGCACGGAAUAUCUACACAGAUUUAUAAUCGCCAGAUCACAUGAAAAGAAUAACCAGCCACUUGGGAAUGUUAUUGAAAAAUCGGAAAUGCACAAAAUAAAGAAUGGAGUUUGUGCUAAUUUUUGCUCGCUUGUCAAAGUUCACUGGACGGAGAGUAAACUAACUUCUUGUUUUGGAUUUCUAACAUUCUCCUCAAUGAUAUUGGAGUUAGGAAUGAUCCUGGCCAUAAUCUUCAUCAGAUACAACUAUUACGAUAUAACGAUGACUACAGAACUCUAUAGAUUUACCAGAGAAUAUCAUAUAAACAUGGGUUAUCUUAAGGACGCUCUGUUGAUUACCGUCGUCUGCCUCCUCAUCUGGUCAAUCAUUUCCAAAGCCUUGUGCCUUUUUGGAAUGUACUUCAAAAGGAAAUUUUUAUUUCUGAUAAACAUUAUUACAGACAUUGUUGUUCUGACAGCUGAGUGUGUCGUUUUAGUUUUUGCGUCAUACCUUCUCCGAACUUUAUAUUGCUGUUUCUGGAAUAAUAUUGACAUGUGUCAGUUCGACUAUGAAGACACCACGCCGAUUCCGAUGUGCACCACAAGCUGGGACAAUGCUGCACUGUUUAUAUGGUGUUCGACUGGAAUACUUAUCUUCCAUAUAUUUUUAAAAGUUCUUUUCGUUGGCAUGGCAGAUCGUGUUUACAAACAUUAUAUGUCUACCCUUGCAAUGAAAGAUGACGAAAAAUCAGUGGAGAUUCAUGGCUUUUUCCUAACAGUAUUUUCAAAAAUGAGAAGACAUCCCUUCAUUUCUAUCAUAGUCGGACUUUCAAUUCUCAUAACUGCAAUGGACUUGAUAAUCUUUUGUGGACUUCUAGUUAUACGAUACGGUUAUUCUUCUUACAAACUGUUGAGAAGAAUUAUGGACGCUAUUUCUCUCGGACCUUUAAACAUGUCCACAAAUCGGGACAACACCAUUCUGAUGAUGCUAGCUGUGACCAGCUUCUCAUUUUUCCUACAAGUUGGAAAAUUUAUUUCUCUUGGAUUGCAAAAACCAAAGGCUACAUUGUUGAUACUGUGGAAAGAAGUAGUGGUUGUUGCUCUGCUAAUUGCGGUUCUUGGUUUAAUAUCUGUCCAAGCAAAUCUAGUUGUUUGCUGCAAUGCUGCGAGUGAAAAUUGUUAUUUUACCUAUGAAAUUGAUUAUUAUACAAAUCGAAAUGCCAGUGACUUAUUCUGCGACAGAGAAAAUCCGGAUGUUUUUAGUGCCGUCGAAAUAGAGACCUGGUUAAUGCUAGGAUUCACGCUGUUCUUGAUUUUAAUGCAGGUUGUGUGUACCAUUUUAGGUUAUAUUUACUAUAAACGAUCUCCAGAGGGAUAUCUAGGGAUUUUUAAAGGAAUCGUUGAGCUUUUCAAGAGUAUGUGGUUUGAAAUAACAAAUAACAGGUUGAUUAAUGACAAGACGAUGCCAAAUUACAGAAAACAGUUCGGAAUAUUUUGUUUACUGACUGGAUUCAAUAUGAUCCUAGAAUUCACUUUUGCUGUGUCCAUUUAUGCCUAUUAUUUCACCGAGGGCGACUCUUCUGGAAUGUUGCGACUUCUUAAUUGGUUUUCUUACUUUCGAUACAACAUGGAAUCUGCAUACAAAGGCGUGGCUUAUACUAUGAUGGUUAUAAUUCCAUUGGCUAUUGGCCUUCACAUCGCUGCUUUCUGUUGGCUUCUAAUGAAGAGAACAACAGUUGCAUUAUACAUAAUAUUAGGGUUUUUGUUGUUUUGGACUGUUGGGGAGGUCAUAGUUUUGCGUUAUGCUUCUUAUAGUUUACAAUUGGCAUACGACUGUUCCGAUUCCCUUUACUCUUAUAAAACCACUGACUGGUGGUGGCUCCAGCCAUCUCCAAGUACCCUUUGCGACCAAUACAGCUCGAGGAUGUUUAAUCAAUGUGGAAUCAUUAUAGGAUACCUUGUGGUUCAUAUAAUAUUAAAUAUCGGCAUGACUCUUCUUUUGGAUGCAAUGUAUCCCCACGUUAGACAAGACCAUAACACUAACAGGCUCUCCAAAAGGUUGUGGAUACGAUUAUUAGAAGUAAAGAAGCAAAAUAUUGUGAAAAAAAUCAACAUUGGAGUUCACACACUCUCACAGAUUCUCAACGCAGUCAUUUGGAUAGGACUUAUCCUUAUGGUGCUCAUUCCCGGGUAUAUCCACACUGACCAUGUCUGUUCUACAGCCAAAAGCAAGAAAGAUACGGUGUUGGGAAUGGCCUAUGCGUUAAUAGCAGUUGUUCCGCUUUCUUCUAUAAAUCAAAUACUUGGAAUAAUCUGUUUAAUAAAACAAAAGAAAAUGGCUUUAAAUUUGUACAUCGUAUUUUCGGUGAUCUUCACAAUAGUGCACUUUGUGUUCCUGAUUUUUUCUGCUAUUUUCCUACACGCCAUGUGUAGAGCUGCAGGUGCUUACUACAUGUCCUCUUGGGUGUUGGUGUCUUACCUGGCGAUAACGAUCAUUCUCCAGAUCACAAGUUUAAUUUGCUCCAUCAAAAUAUCCAGAAGAAAAAUAUCUCGUAUUGGUAUCAGUGAGGAGACUACAAACCUUACCGAGGAUAUGGAGUUGACACAUGUGUUGGAGGAAAAUGACGCAGUCCAGAAUCAUAGAGAGGACAUGUCGAUAACAACUCCAGUAGAAGAAACUGGUCCAAGUAUAAACCAAACAAUUGAUCUGGCAACGUCUUUGAUGGGGGAAAAAGGUAUACAUAUGAACAAUACAGGGGGUAUUUCAAAGUCUACGAUGGAUGAAAAUGGUCCCAAUAUAACCAAGGAAGAUGAUAUGCCAACAGAGGCGGAAGAAAAUGGUUCAAAUAUAAAUCAAACGGGCGAUUUGGCAACAUCUUUGGUGGAGAAUAGUGGAACAGAUGAAAACCAAACAGGUGAUAUGUCAUAUGCAGUGAAUAGAAAUAAUACACAUGUAGAUCCAACAAGCCACAUGGCAACAUCUGAUGUGGAUGAAAAUGCUCUCCAUAUAAAUCAAAUGGAUGGAAAAGAAACUGCAACAUCUGAGAUGGAUGAGAAUAGUUUACUUGAAAACCAGUUAGUUAGAAAGGAAACGCGAAUGUCUAUUGAAGAAGACAAUAGUUUACUAAAAAUCCAAACAGAAGAAAUGACAACCACUGUGAAGGAAGAAAACUUUUAGAUUAAUUCAACAGUCUUACCGGAAUAUUUUAUGGACGAGGUAUCUAUUUAGAGAAGUCAGAUACCACGGAAGGGUUUUUGA